Cheilinus undulatus (humphead wrasse) is the source of this 3890-nucleotide messenger RNA. It is a transcript of the gene gpr183a, whose product is annotated as G protein-coupled receptor 183a. The record is from RefSeq and is a predicted model, not a curated record. Gene Ontology annotation, biological process: G protein-coupled receptor signaling pathway. Bases 389 to 1513 code for a protein of 374 amino acids. Gene Ontology annotation, cellular component: membrane. NCBI's taxonomy places the organism in Eukaryota, Metazoa, Chordata, Actinopteri, Labriformes, Labridae. Gene Ontology annotation, molecular function: G protein-coupled receptor activity; oxysterol binding. The transcript is spliced from 2 exons.
GCUGAAACCUUCAUCUGCAACAAGGGACGAAUGAAAUAUUAGACGCAUCACUGUGGUGUUGCAUGACAUUUUCUUAGGCGCAACAGGUGUUUCAAAAGUGUUUUACCUAACAUUUGAAAGGCUGAGCAGAAGUGAGAGAGGUGCACAUGGGCAGAGAGGGAGAGAACAAGCGCAACAACAGGAUAUUUGUCACUAUGGUUACCAACAGCAGAUACGGAUCUUGAUUUCUGUUUGUCAUGCUGUUCUCAUUCAAGGCAGUGUGGUAGUGCCGUCAGGACACAGCUGAGGCUACAGGUCAGACAAACUUGGCAUGACGAGUGUGGAGUCUUCAGGAUCAAGCUGAGCUUAAGAUUCCUUCUUUUAGAUUUUUGGCUCCAGAAAUAUCAAGAUGGGUUCUGCCACUGUGCUCCAACCUACCGUCCAGUCAUCCACCAAUAAUAACUCCAGCAACACUUCAUGUGAAACCCUCUAUGACCACCGGGACUAUGCCAGAGUCCUCUUGCCUCUUUUCUAUUCCCUUAUAUUCAUUGUUGGACUUCUGGGUAACUGCCUUGCGUUGCAUGUCAUACGCCCCAAUCUGAAAAAGAUGAACUCUACCACCUUGUACUCUCUUAACCUGGUCAUCUCGGACAUCCUCUUCACCCUCUCUCUGCCUUUGAGGAUUGCGUACUAUGCUCUAGGAUUCCACUGGCCUCUGGGCGAGGCGCUGUGUAAGAUUUCAGGCCUCGCUUUCUACAUUAACACUUACGCUGGGGUUAAUUUCAUGACCUGUCUCAGCGUGGAUCGUUUCAUCGCCGUCGUCCUGCCUCUACGUUACGCCCGACUCAGGAAAGUCAGCAACGUUCGCUACAUCUGCAUCGGUGUGUGGCUGUUGGUCCUGGUGCAGACUCUCCCUCUUCUAGGCAGCCCUAUGACUGAGGUUGAAUCGGGUGGCUAUAUCACCUGUAUGGAGUACCCAAACUUCGAGAAGGUUGGCAACAUUGCUCCCACGCUGAUUGGCGCCGUCCUCCUGGGUUAUGGCAUCCCUGUGGUGACCAUUCUUGUGUGUUACUCCUUCUUGUGCUGCAAACUUCGCCACACAGCCAAGAACAACCACCUGACAGAAAAGUCUGGUCGUAGCCGCAAAGCAAUUGGCGUGAUCUGCUGUGUGACUCUGGUGUUUGUCAUCUGCUACAGUCCCUAUCACAUCGACAUCCUGCAGUACAUGAUUCGCAAGUUGAUGUACAAACCAGACUGCGCAGAGCUUACUGCCUUCCAGAUAUCGCUGCACAUCACCGUGUGUCUGAUGAACCUCAACUCCUGCCUGGAUCCUUUUAUCUACUUCUUUGCUUGUAAAGGCUACAAGAGGAAACUAAUGAAGCUGCUGAAGCUUCCGGUCAGCAUGUCCUACUCCAGCGCAGUGAGGACGUCACCUGAAGGCUCGUCUAAGGAUUUUAUCGACGGCAACAAGAUUCAACUUACCAGUUCCACAACUGAAAGACCCACGGACAGAAGAUCCCGCCUGCAUGAGUGAGUGAGGCAGCUAAAGUUUCCACAAGAUGAGGGGACCCUUUUAGGCUUGGGCCUACUUAAAUCAACACCGGACAAAUAAUAUUACGCUCUUUUGGCAUCAGGGACUUCCUGCAGCUACUCAGCAUCUGAAACCGCAGGAAUUCAGCUCUUCUUGACCGGAUUAGUGGACACAAGGGACGGAUUUAAAAGGGCAUCAACAGAAUGACUUCCUGUGCUUACAUUUUCUUAUGGAUAUUGGGGACUUUCUCAGGAAAAGCAGAGAUUAAUGUCUUAAGGAAAGAAAGCUGGGCUCAUGCUCAUAAAGUAUGCUUUUCUGCUGCACAUAAACUGAUCCCUGUUGGGGUAGAGAAUUUUGGAAGUGGAAAGGGAAAUAAGACAAAGAUUGAACAGCUAUUGAAAGUAGCAUCCCCAUUUCUGCAGCUGAACUAUGGGCUUACAUUACAUCCCAUUGUUGCACUGCUUAACGUUUUACCUGUAAAGGUGUAAAGCAUGUUGGGAAAGGCCAGUAAAAUGAGACAAAAUCUUUUGAAAACAGCAACUCCAAAUAUGCAUCAAAGAAAGACCUCACAAUUUGUGCCGUCCUUGGAAAGCUUCAACUGUGAACUGAGAUGUUUGUGUUAGUAGAUAUGAGCUUUAUACUAAAGAAUCUUGCUUAUUCUUACCUCAAGUUUCCCUGCAGGACACAGUUCUAAUAUCUCAGGAAAGAGAGACUAACUGUAUUAGAGUCCUUAGGAUUAAUCAACCUUAGCUGGUUUGGGAAACAGUAGGAAUUGUCUGCUGUAACAUUCACCUUUCUGGGGCUGCAGCUUAUUGUACAUUCAGUAUUAUUUCCUGUGAUGCAUUGUACAUCCUCGUGGAUUAACACACAUUUUUCUUUGCUCAUGAAACACUUGAACAGUGGAUUUAAAAGUAUUUGAAAUCUAAUAUGAUGUACAUUAAAGGCUUGACAUCUUUUUAUUGUGUUUUGAAGCAUAUGGUAGCUUACACUGAAGGCUGCAUCAGAACUAGCUGAGGAAUUAAAUUGUUUUAAAGCUAAUGUGGUGUUUCAACGCCCAUUUUGUUUCAUGUCAUUUGUAUUACUAGCUGUAUUAAACUGAGUUAAAACCAAGUUGUUUGCAGAUGAUGUCAUAUCACAGCAAAAGAACUCCAGAUGGGGCAGGAAAGGAUUUCUGCAUAGAGAAACGCUGUCAAAAUUCUGGUAAUGCUGUUUACAACUGUGAGAAAUUGGGUAGAAAACAAUCUUGAACGACUUUGGAGGCUCUAAUAUAGUGACAAAUUUAUGUCUGUGACCAAUGUUGUUAUAUACGACAAGUAGAGACGCAUGUUACAAAGGUUACAUAACUUUUGAACCAUAAAUCAAAGCACUUACUUUUUUCCUCUGAUUUUCUGUCCUAAUGCCAGUAUCCUUGUCUUUAUAGACCUUACAGAGGCUUUUCUAUCUAGCCUGAAACUUAUGUGACUUUCCGGGGUCUUUAAAGAUUAAAUUUAUACCAGUAACUCCAAAAAUGUACAUCUUUUUAUAAAUUUCGUUAUCCAUUAUUUGAUGCUUUGUGCUGCUAGCGGCUAAUGCUACCACCAUAUUAUCUAUUUUGUAUCUCAUAAUGCAUCAUUGUGUCAUAUUUUGCCAAAGCUUGCACGUCUUUAAACUUAGGAGACAGCCUGAAUAGCUCAUAAGAGACAGAGAGUCUGUGAUGUGGACCUCCACGUCUCUGCAGACGGGAACUGCUUUGGCAGAAAUAGAGCUAACACAAAGAAGCGGAAGGAUUUUUUUUAAUGUAAAUAUGUGAGUAUUUUGAGGACUUUUUGUCACUGAAUGAUGAUUUUUUCCACUUCUGUUCCCCAAUUUAUGAGAACAAGUUUGUGUAAAAGAAAAUUGAAGUCAAUAUUGUUUGUGGCACUAAUACAAAUCGUUGGUUUAGUUUCUGUUUAGGUUUUUCUUUAUUCUUUCCAGUCCCAUAGCUUAAAAAAAAAAAUCAAGUGACAGUACUCUAGCAAACUUUUUUAAAGCUCAGGUUGUCCUUAAAAAAGGAUGUUUAGAGCUCAACUGUGCACCACAGGGUUGAUAUUUUACAAGCUUUUUAAGACAAUUAGUCCAGGUGAGACAAAACACUUGAUAAUAUCUCAGGGCUCAGCAGGUUCAGGCAGACAGUUUAAAAAGCUUGCAGAGACGCAGUUGCAGACACUGAUUUAAAGUCUCAUACGAAAGUUUUGAGUAGCGAAAUCAGAGGAUGCUGGCGUAUGGUAACCUUGCCAACCAGAUGGAUAUGCCUGUGUCUAUGUUUCUCACUGGUGAAUCCAUCUUGCAAAGCUCCCGUCUGAACCAAUUGGGCCCAGUUAGAAAGUGACAGGACCAAUUAGUGACAAGGGGCAGUACUUUU